Messenger RNA from Toxorhynchites rutilus septentrionalis, 2155 nucleotides. Its product is annotated as FAS-associated factor 2-like. The record is from RefSeq and is a predicted model, not a curated record. Bases 563 to 1885 code for a protein of 440 amino acids. The transcript has 4 exons. Gene Ontology annotation, molecular function: ubiquitin binding. Gene Ontology annotation, cellular component: endoplasmic reticulum. Lineage: Eukaryota; Metazoa; Arthropoda; Insecta; Diptera; Culicidae.
GCGAGAGAUGGCAGAAUAUACUACUGUCAGCCAGCCACAUCCACUCCAAUCAGAGCGAGAAAAGUGAUAAUUUUCAGCACCACAUUCGAUAGAUCAUACUUUUUCUCUUUGCGAGUGUACUUUUGUUGUGGGAAUUUUCGUAGAAGUAGAUUUCUGGUCCAGUCCUACUAGGUACAAGCGUACGUAGGAACAUACUAUUCUCUUGGAACGCAUAUAUUUAACUGGAAAAGCCCGAGUCCAGUUAUAUAAUUACGACUUACAAAUAGUGGAGGAAAAAACGGUGAAAGAGAAAGGUACUUCGCACGAGAAGGACGUCAUUCCAGGUGGAAGCAGAGGAUUAGUUUACAACAUUUGCUUCCUGGCACUAUAACCGGUGCUACUGAAUGGGCAUUUUCGGUAACUCCUGGCCUUACCGUGAACGCGUGCCUACCACCUUUUACCAGUCAGGGAAUUGAGAUCGUAUUCCCGAUAGUUUAUGAUCAGCCGUGUUGAGCUGCACUCAAUCUGGUGAGACACAGUGAAACACGGAGGCUUACCUGACAGCUGAAGUAGCCUUCUAAUCAUGGACAGUGAUGGCCUAUCGAAUGAACAGACGGAAAAAGUAUUACAAUUCCAGGACAUAACCGGUCUGGAGGAUAUUAAUGUAUGCCGGGACAUUCUGAUUCGUCAUCAGUGGGAUCUGGAGGUAGCUUUCCAGGAGCAUUUGAAUAUACGGGAAGGGCGUCCAUCUGCGUACGCUUCUGAAUCCCGUGCGCCACAGGUCGUAAACGAUCGCUUCCUGCAGCAUGUUUUCGCAGCCCAGCGCGGACCGGGAGCCCCCGUACCGUCCGGUGUGGGUGGAAUGAUUGGUUUUGUGGUCAACUACGUGUUCAAUUUCUGUUACAACACACUAUCCUCGAUCGUGGCUGCAUUUCUGAACCUUUUCAAGGACAAAGAAAGAAUUGUAACCGACCCUUUGGGCGAUGUGCUGAAAUUCAUUCAGACUUACAACGGAAAAUACCCGGAACAUCCGGUAUUCUAUCAUGGCACAUACGCUCAAGCGUUGAACGACGCCAAGCGUGAGCUCAAAUUUCUCUUAGUAUAUCUGCAUUCCGAGUCAAGCACGGAGGCGAACACGUUUUGCCGAGACACGCUUUCUAACGCUCAGGUCAUCGAAUACGUCAAUAGGCGGAUGCUGUUCUGGGCCUGUGACAUAUCUUCUCCUGAAGGAUACCGUGUAUCACACUCAAUCAAUGCACGCACCUAUCCAGUGCUUGUGAUUAUCGCUUUGAGGGCAAACAAAAUGGUCAUUAUGGGUCGCAUGGAGGGUCAUUGCAAUGGCGAAGAACUGAUACGACGCAUGGAAACCGUUGUCAAUGACAAUGAAGUUUGGCUCAACCAAGCCCGCCAGGAUCGAUUGGAAAGAGAUCUCACACAAACACUGCGCCGACAGCAGGAUGAUGCAUACCAAAUGUCGCUACGCGCGGAUCAGGAGAAACAACGUCGGAAACAGAAGGAACUCGAAAAAGCUUUGGCGGCUCAACAGGCAAUCGAGGCCGAUAAGCUAGCUGAGAUGCAGAGGUUGCAAAACAUCGAGAUGCUCAAAAUGGAAUUGGCUUCACAAGUGCCUUCCGAGCCAGAGCCGGGAGCACCCGGCACGAUCAGCAUAGUCUUCAAACUACCGAGUGGUUUGCGGUUAGAACGGAGAUUCCUUGCGUCCCACACCCUACAGGACGUACAUAAUUUUAUUUUCUGCCAUCCGGAGGCACCGGACUCGUUCGAAAUUACCACUAACUUUCCGAAGCGGGUAUUACAGUGUGCUCCAACAGAAGAUCCGUUGCCCACUUUGGUUGAGGCGGGUUUGAAAAACCGCGAAGUGCUUUUCGUAGCCGAUCUGGACGCAUAGAUAUGCAAAUAACGAUAUGUUGAGUGUGAGCAAAACAAUUAAGAUUUAAAAGAAUGGAUUUUGAGACUGGAUUGGAUAAACGUAGAUUUUGAAGAAGACAUACUUGCAGAGGAAAGGCAGAAAUUUUGUUCGCCGGGAGUGAUGCUUUUUGUCCUGAUCUUUUUUCCCUUUUACAGAGAAGCUUUUUUUUAUUGAAAACCCAUAGCAAGGUUCCAAAAUUUACAAAGUUGUCAAUAAUAAAGCAACGCAUUUGAUGCCCUGAUGUUGUGA